AUCCUGGCAGCAGCGUCCUCACGGCAGUCCGUCCUUCUGUCCCACUGAGCUGUCUCGUUGUCAGUGGCCCCUGGUGGAGCUGUUGCUGCUGGUGUGUGUGUGUGUGUGUGUGUGCGCGCGCUCCGCAGAGAGGCAGUCCGCUACCGGCUCCACGGGAGAUAAGGGACGCUUCCCACCGACACGCGUGAUGCGGACAUGACUGGCCGAGCGCACGGCUCCAACCCGAAGAGCACUGUCACCAAGCUGUUGUUCAUCUCUUCAUCAUGGAGGCUCAGCCCGGUGCAUCGUGGAAGCUCAUCAGCGGCGUGACAAAUACAAUAUGUGAGGGCUGAGAGGUGGUCAUGGAGACUGACAGCUACACCUCAGGCCCGGCCCCCACCGACGGCCCGGAGGGAAUGGGCCUCCUUCAGGAGCAGGGAGGCGGCGGCUUGCCCGGCGGCCUGGACUCCUGGUACACGCCGUACUCUCUGGGUUUCCAGGUGUCGCUCACCUCCCUCCUCAUGCUGGAGCUGGUGUUGGGUUUUAGCAGCAACCUGACUGUGCUGGUGCUCUACUGGUCUCAAUCCAACUUAGUGGACUCUGUGAGCAACAUGGUGACGGUGAAUCUGCACGUGCUGGAUGUGGCGGUGUGCGUGCUGUGUCUGCCCCUCACGCUGGUGGUUGUGCUGCUGCCUCCAGGACCAAACAUGGCCCUGCUCUGCUGCUUCCACGAGGCCGGGGUCACAUUCGCCAGCAUAGCCACAGCCAUCAACAUCCUGGUCAUCAGCUUGGACCGAUACGACAUCUCGGUGAGGCCGGCCAACCGGCUGCUGACGACGCGCAGAGCGACGCUGCUCCUGGCCGCCGUUUGGAUCGCCUCGGUAGCUGUGUUUUUCAUCCCGUUCCUGGAGGCGCAGUGGUCCAGCGGCGGAGGGGCAGAGGAGAGCGGGGAGGUGGCGCCCUCGUCGCUGUCCGCGCGCGGCGUCCGCGCGGCACCGGGGUGGCGUAACCAGACGCUGCUGUGUGUCGGCGGGCAGGGCUACCACACGGGCCUGGCCAUGUACUACCAUCUUGUUCUGCAGGUGCCCAUCUUUUUCACCACAGUGGCAGUCAUGCUCUUCACCUACUCCAGAAUACUCAGGGCUUUGAACAUCCGCAUUGGCGCCCACAUGAAAAAAGGCCAAAGGUCCAGGGGCCCUUCCGGCAAGGGACAGGAGGGGCCCCACGGCGGAAAGCAAAAGAAGAAGGCGGGGCUCGGAAUGAACGAAGGUGGGCAGGUGGGGCCGGAGCGGUGCACCGCAGAUUGUGCCAAAAAGCUCUGCCACCCUCCCCUUAUUGCUUCCCCUACUCCCACGGCCACCUCCCCCCCCGCCCUGUCUUCCGCCCCACUCGUCACCUCCGACGCCGGCGCUGCUACCGCCGUGCCCGCCGCUAUGGGCGUGCAGGCCUCCGUGUCCGCCAUCAUCGCCCUCAGGAGGGCAGUGCGGCGGCACAGGGAUCGGCGGGAGCGCCAGAGGCGGGUCUUCAGGAUGUCUCUCAUCAUCAUCACCACGUUUCUGGGCUGUUGGGCUCCCCUCUCGGUGACCAACAUACUCAUCCUCGGCAUAGGCCCCAGUGACGCCCUGGUCAGCCUACGCCUCUGGUUCUUGGCCCUGUCGUACGGCACCACCGUCUCCCACCCUCUGCUCUACGCCUUCACCCGACAGAAGCUGCGGCGGGCCCUCCGCACCAAGGUCAAGAAGAGGGUGGUGUCGCUGCUCCAAGUGGACCCUUCACCGGGGGGCACGGUCAUACACAACUCCUGGGUGGAGAACCGUAAAACCAGCCGGCAAGUGCGGCUGGAAGCAAGCGAAGGUACCGACCGCUGCCUGGCGGAGGUCAUUUGAGACUGAAACACAUGGGCCCGGCUAGUUAUUACUAGUAAUUAAAAACGGAGUAGAAGUUGUGUUCUAUUAGGAAAUUCACUGGCGCGUGAAGCCAGUGCCAGAAAUAAACACAUCUACACCUUUGGGAGAUGUCUUAAUGAAAGCACCAAGCUGGAGACUCAGCAGCAGCAGCAGCAGCAGGGAGAGCAGGAAGCUGUCGACAUACAGCCACUAUGGAUGGAUGUAAAAUGUGUACAAAAUGUGUAUCACUUUCAGCCAGUCGAAUCUGUUUACACAUGUAUGAAAGAGCCUUUCCAUGCUUACGUAACUGCUCCAAAGAAUGUGUUUUAACCAGCAGAUGAUGUGGACUGCCACCUACUCCAAUGCUCCAAGGCAGCUUUUAAAAACAAAGAAUUGAUAAUCUUUGAUAAAGUAAAACCUCCAAAAACCUCUUUUGAAUGUAUUUGAUAUUGUCGCUGAAAUGGUCCCUUCUGAACUGAAAUGGGGAACAUGGUAGAUAUGUAUACGCAAGAUGCAGUAAUGAUGUGAGGGUAAGGUGUAUAAGUAGUUAUUAAGCAGUUAUAAAGCAGUCAAUGUUAGUGUUUACAACAAACCUCGCAAAGCUCUUUUCCUCCAGAAUUUGUAUCAAAUGGUAUAAUGUCUUGUUGAUGUUUUGGAUAUCCUGAUUGGAGAAGGUAGUUGCAUUGACUGAAGCCAUCGUUUGACCCUUAAGGAGAAAGCACAAAAUAAGAUGAAGAUAUUGAUUACUACUGUUACCUAACUCUCUGCCAGAAAUGUAUGAGUCUUUCUCCUAAAAUGUCUUGCGAAACCUUUAAAUAGAUUUAUUUCUGACUAUUUAUUGUGUAUGUUGAAUGUUUCCUAUAGGUCAGCAGGUUGUGUUGAAUUAGCUAGUCAAUAUAAUGCAGUCUCAUCACCAAAAUUGACUCUUAAAAUAAUCAGUUGAUUGAUAAUCAGUCUCUCUGAAACAUUCUCAACCGAAACAGAAUAGUUAUAGCUUUAAUCAAUAUAGGUUACAUUGUCGGUCUGUUAUGGAUUGUAUAAUGUGGAACUGCCUCCUUUUUGGGGGUUUGGCAUGCUAAAAGCAUGCAUUUUUCUUUUGAAAUAACAUUCAUGUACAUGUUGUAAAUACUAACCCGAUUAAAACGUAUUUCAUGAGAAAUCUACAAUUUCUACUAAGUCUGUAUGUGGUUUUAGAUUUAGAGGAGUGUUUCAUUUGCAGCUGGCUAGUCCAAACAUGUGAUCCCAAGGGUCAACUCAACCUUUAGUGUUGCAGCAACACCAGAGAGUCACUGUCACUGCAGCGAGCACUGACACACUUUGGGCUCUUCAUAAUGGCUUGUGUUUCCUGUUGACUUUGUUCUACCUGAUUGGGUGUUCACAGCUCCGAUGACGUGCUCACAGUGAGGCCUCGUGAUUCUUCUUGCACACGCUAUGCAUUCUUGAAUGUAAACCCAUGAAACAGAUAUAUAUAUAUUGUACGUACACCAAGAAUAUGAAUCUUUAUAGGUUUUCUUCAUGGUAAUGUUAUGAUGUGACCAAAUUAAUAAACAUGAAAUACUGA
This is a messenger RNA of Pungitius pungitius (ninespine stickleback), 3426 nucleotides long. Its product is annotated as G-protein coupled receptor 22-like. Gene Ontology annotation, biological process: G protein-coupled receptor signaling pathway; cellular response to hormone stimulus. Gene Ontology annotation, cellular component: plasma membrane. The record is from RefSeq and is a predicted model, not a curated record. NCBI's taxonomy places the organism in Eukaryota, Metazoa, Chordata, Actinopteri, Perciformes, Gasterosteidae. Bases 342 to 1865 code for a protein of 507 amino acids. The transcript has 2 exons. Gene Ontology annotation, molecular function: G protein-coupled receptor activity; peptide binding.